AAAAACCCCAUUUAUCUUUUAUUUUUAUAUAUUUGCAAGUUUGCAUAAUAAAAGACUUAUACUAGUCGACAAUUUUUCCUUCAUGAAUUUAUGAUAAAAUCUGAAGCUAAGAUGUAUCUUCAAUUUUACAUAAAUGAAAAUGGUGACAAAGUUUACACCACCAAGAAAGAAUCACCUACUGGAUUAGCCACACAGUCUGCUCAUCCUGCUCGGUUUUCACCGGAUGAUAAGUUCUCAAGGCAAAGGGUUCUCUUGAAGAAGCGUUUCGGCUUGCUGCCAACCCAACAUCCACCCCGCAAGUACUGAGCAGUUCUGCUUUCUUGGAUGCCGCUUAUUGUGUGUGUAGGCUUGGGUAUUCCAAAUAGUUUAGAGGGUACUAGCUAGUGUUGUUGAACUGUGGCCUAUUCUAAACAUGGAUGGUUUGUUUUCAUUAGUUUUAAGCCGCCUAGUGUUCAUUUGUAGGGUGCAACUUUUGUUGAUGUGACUAUGUAUGUAAACAUGAUAUGAAUUAGUAUUAAUUGCAGUUCUGAAGUUUGCUUUAAA
This is a messenger RNA of Erigeron canadensis, 543 nucleotides long. RefSeq names its product H/ACA ribonucleoprotein complex subunit 3-like protein. Bases 91 to 306 code for a protein of 71 amino acids. The transcript has 4 exons. Gene Ontology annotation, cellular component: box H/ACA snoRNP complex; box H/ACA telomerase RNP complex. The record is from RefSeq and is a predicted model, not a curated record. Gene Ontology annotation, biological process: rRNA pseudouridine synthesis; positive regulation of telomerase RNA localization to Cajal body; ribosome biogenesis. NCBI's taxonomy places the organism in Eukaryota, Viridiplantae, Streptophyta, Magnoliopsida, Asterales, Asteraceae. Gene Ontology annotation, molecular function: telomerase RNA binding; box H/ACA snoRNA binding.